Chelmon rostratus (copperband butterflyfish) is the source of this 1322-nucleotide messenger RNA. Its product is annotated as ras-related protein Rab-27B-like. The record is from RefSeq and is a predicted model, not a curated record. Gene Ontology annotation, cellular component: melanosome; secretory granule. NCBI's taxonomy places the organism in Eukaryota, Metazoa, Chordata, Actinopteri, Chaetodontiformes, Chaetodontidae. Bases 129 to 785 code for a protein of 218 amino acids. Gene Ontology annotation, molecular function: GTPase activity; GTP binding. Gene Ontology annotation, biological process: melanosome transport; positive regulation of exocytosis. The transcript is spliced from 6 exons.
GGAAAAGGCUCAGGAUGUGCCAUCGCAUCAUGAUAGUGAUUCUUCUUUGCAAUCAGGACAAGUUAAGCAAACUCUGAAUGGACGUUGGCACUUCCUGCAGAUAGACUGGUGGAGCACUUAGCUGUACAAUGGCUGACUGGGACUAUGACUAUUUGAUCAAGCUGCUGGCCCUGGGGGACUCGGGGGUGGGAAAGACCACCUUCCUCCACAGGUACACCGACAACAAGUUUAACCGCAAGUUCACAACCACAGUGGGGAUUGACUUCAGGGAAAAGAGAGUGUUAUACACAGGGAGAGGUGCUGAUGGGACGACUGAGAAGAACUUUACAGUCCAUCUCCAGCUUUGGGACACAGCAGGACAAGAGAGGUUCCGCAGCCUCACUACAGCUUUCUUCAGAGACGCCAUGGGCUUCCUGCUGAUGUUUGACUUGACCAAUCAGCAAAGUUUCCUCAACGUCAGGAAUUGGAUGAGUCAGCUACAGGCCAACGCUUACUGUGAUAGUCCAGACAUUGUGUUGGUGGGCACCAAGGCAGACCUCCGAGAUCUGAGGGAUGUUCAUGCCAGACAGGCCAGAGAUCUGGCAGACAGAUACGGCAUCCCCUACUUUGAGACGAGUGCAGUGACAGGUGUUGACGUGGACAAGGCGGUGACCACCCUGCUGGAACUGGUGAUGAAGAGGAUGGAGCAGAGCACUAAUGGGGGCCGCAGCUCUGAACCCAACGGCAGCCCCAUCGCCAGCCAUGAGGUAGAGGAGGCCCCUGUGAGGAGGAGGUGUGCCUGCUGAUGUUGCCUCCAGCAGCCACUCUUUUCGCAUUCAGCCCAGUUAACCCUGCAUUUUUAAAAUGUUGCUGUUUUCUGGAGCUGAGGGUGUCUGCUAGGUGAGGCAGACAAUCAUAUCGACAUCGUAAAAUCAACUAAAAUAUGAUCCAAACUUGAGAGGACUGAAACUUCUGGCCCAAACUUCUGGCCCGGUAUACCUAAAGUAAUAUAACAUCAUACUGAUUAUAGACAUUAUACUGAUUGUAAUGUUAUUUAUUCACCUGUGCACUGUUAACUGAGUACAAAACUUGUAUAUAGGAACUGAACAUAGGCGUUGUCGUAAAAACUGGGAUGUAUUACAACAGACGCCAAGUUGUGAUUAAAAAAAAAAAAGUCAAUCAAAACGGGUCAUAUCAGAGAAAAAUACUGGUUUUAUUUGACACAUUUAGGCAUUGAUGGAAGGAAUAUGCAGGCACAUAACGUAUAUUUAUCAUGGAAAUCAAAAAACAUUUAAGACAUGGUUACAAUUUGUUAGAACAACCAAGAUAGCAAAGUCCCUUAC